Telopea speciosissima is the source of this 589-nucleotide messenger RNA. RefSeq lists its product as uncharacterized. The record is from RefSeq and is a predicted model, not a curated record. The transcript has a single exon. Bases 71 to 589 code for a protein of 172 amino acids. NCBI's taxonomy places the organism in Eukaryota, Viridiplantae, Streptophyta, Magnoliopsida, Proteales, Proteaceae.
UUCGAUCUAUUAACCAUCUUCCUCACUAUCAAUAUCUCUCCUCUAUGCUCCAACAAACAAUUCCAGUGACAUGGAGGAUUCAAACAUGCUUGCUGCAGAGUGUAUUGUCAUAUCUUGUUGUUGCCCCUGUUUGAUCCUUCAGAUCAUUGUCUUUCUUUUGCUCAGACUUCCAUACAAACUGCUGGUAAUGUCUAAAAGAUUUGCUCUCAAGACACUUGGAAAGAGAAAGAAGGGAGAGAAGGCCACCAUGGGGAGCAGAGAUAGAUUUUCAUACAUAAGUGAAAUGGUGAGAAUUCAAAGAGAUCUUUUGACAAUUCAGGCAAGAGGGAUUCCUUUCAAUUCUGAUCAAAGUUGUGAGUGCACCCUUUCAGAAAUUGAGAAGGUUUUGGGAGAUUUGUGUCGACAAGGAGAGUUUGCUUUUGGAAGCUUUUGGGGAAGGGAUGAGGAGACCAGAAACUCCCCAUCCAAUAUAGUUCAGGAUCAUGAGGAAUCUGAAAAUGUUGUAAAUUACCAAGUCAUUGAAGUGAUUAGUUCCAUUAAGACUUUUUAUAAUCCAGUCGUUACUCAAUCAAUUUCAUACCAAUCUUGA